CAAAGAUCAUGAUUAGGGUUAUAAAUUUUGUUUAUUGUUUAAUAUUCAAUUGUCAAUAAAAACAGAUAAAGUCACGUUACUGUCAAGGGUUGCAGAUAUUUUUGGAUGCAAAAAAUAUUGAUAAAUUAGAUGGUUUGUAGAUACAAAAUUAGUUUUAAUCAAUUUUUUGCGAAUUCAGUCCAAAUUUUAUUGUAACAGUUUAAUCUUGGACGUACCUAACCUAUUAUUUUAUAUCAACGUCAAAAAAUUACUGUUAAUAAAAUACAUAUUCACUACCACAAAGUAAAUUAAAUAAUGCCACUCUUUGGAAAAUCGCAAAAAAGUCCUGCAGAUGUGGUAAAAGCUUUAAAGGAGGCUGUAAAUUCGCUUGAGAAAGGAGAUAAGAAAGCUGAGAAGGCUCAGGAAGAUGUUAGCAAAAAUCUUGUUUUAAUCAAAAAUAUGCUGUAUGGAACUUCAGAUGCUGAACCACAAACUGAUAUAAUAGUGGCCCAAUUAGCUCAAGAGUUGUACAAUAGCAAUUUGCUUCUUCUACUGAUACAAAAUCUGAACCGUAUUGAUUUUGAGGGAAAGAAAGAUGUAGCACAAGUGUUCAAUAAUAUUUUGAGAAGGCAGAUUGGAACUAGAUCACCAACAGUUGAAUAUAUAUGUACAAAACCUGAAAUAUUAUUUACCUUAAUGACUGGAUAUGAACACCAAGAAAUUGCAUUAAAUUGUGGGACAAUGUUAAGGGAGUGUGCACGUUAUGAGGCUUUAGCAAAAAUCAUGUUAUAUUCUGAUGAUUUCUAUAACUUCUUCAAGUAUGUGGAAGUAUCUACUUUUGAUAUUGCAUCAGAUGCCUUUUCAACAUUUAAGGAACUACUUACCCGCCACAAAAUUUUGUGUGCUGACUUCUUAGAAACAAAUUAUGAUAAAGUAUUUAGUCAUUACCAAAGGCUGUUAAAUUCUGAAAAUUAUGUAACUCGUCGUCAAAGCCUUAAACUUUUGGGAGAGCUGCUUUUAGAUAGACAUAAUUUUUCUGUGAUGACAAGAUACAUUUCAAAUCCAGACAAUCUUAAACUUAUGAUGAACAUGUUAAAAGAGAGGUCUAGAAAUAUACAAUUUGAAGCCUUCCAUGUAUUUAAAGUAUUUGUUGCAAAUCCCAACAAACCUAAGCCCAUUUUGGAUAUUCUUCUGAGGAAUCAGGAUAAGUUAGUUGAGUUUUUAAUGAAAUUCCACACUGAUCGAGCCGAAGAUGAACAAUUUAAUGAUGAAAAGGCAUAUUUAAUUCGACAAAUUAAAGAACUAAGGCCCAUAGCAGAUCACUAACAAAAAAUUAGUAAAUAACUUAUUUGAUUUAAUCAUAUAGUGUAUUACUAUAUAGCUAUUGCUCCUUACAUUUGUUGUGACAGUUUUUCUUUUUUUUUAAUGUCUGUUCUCUCAUUUUAUUCCCAUAUUAAUUGUGCCUCAAUUUUAAUCCAAAAUGGAAUUUAUUGCAUUACAAUUAUCAAUUUUUAUUGUUUUUUGUUAUAUCUAUUUAAGUUUUAAGUUUACCCAAAAACUAUUUUAUUUGUAUUAAAUAAAUUAUCAAAAUUCUUCAAGUAAAACCCAAAAGAUUUUGAGCAUAUAUAUAAUUGGUAAUAGUUGUUGUAUUAAAUAAAUAUGUUUGUUAUGCUUAAGGGUAUAAAUUAAACAUUAUGCUUAAUUUAGAAACACCUGUUUUUAAGAAUAAAGAAUAUUCUAGACAAACUAUCA
This is a messenger RNA of Agrilus planipennis (emerald ash borer), 1731 nucleotides long. Its product is annotated as protein Mo25. Gene Ontology annotation, molecular function: protein serine/threonine kinase activator activity. The coding region runs from base 295 to 1305 and encodes 336 amino acids. The record is from RefSeq and is a predicted model, not a curated record. The transcript is spliced from 5 exons. NCBI's taxonomy places the organism in Eukaryota, Metazoa, Arthropoda, Insecta, Coleoptera, Buprestidae. Gene Ontology annotation, biological process: intracellular signal transduction.